GCCUACACCUGCGUGGACUUCUCCCUGUUGGCGUACAAAUAUGUUUGCCCGAAACUGGGAAAGUCGCCCAGCCUCCGCCUGUAGGUUGAACUACACCUGGGACCGCGGGCUGUGAUAAUUCAACGACAGCAAUGCGGUAAAAAGAAAAUGUCAGACAAGCUCGGCGGUGUCGAUGCUGUCCAGUCUUUGGGCUGUUUGAAAUUAAAUUCGUUUUCCACAGAGUUCACAGUCGUCUCUUUGUUUAAGCUAGCGGCACGUUAGCCGCUGCUUCCGGAAAACAACCUUCACACAGAAAAUCAAAAUGAAGACAUGGAGAUAACAUUUUUGACUCUGGAUCAUUGUUUCACUUUCACAGUUUGAAUGGAUGCAGCUUUGGACAUGCAGACAUAGACUUAUGAAAUAUACCAGACACAGUUUUUAAGGAGAUUAAGAGGACGCAGAUCUUUUCCAGAGACACAUAAGUUUGGACUGGGCUCUCUCACCCGAUGGCUACAACAGAAACCAAAGUUGCAGGCAGCAGUAGCACUGCGGGUCUGUCGUGGGCGCGGGUAUGUAAGGAGUGUGGACAGCAGCACGAUGGCCUGGAAAGCCACCUGUACGAGUACCAGGAUGAGGUGGACGAUGAACUGGUUUGCCACAUCUGUCUGCAGCCCCUCCUCAGACCUAUGGACACCCCUUGUGGUCACACCUAUUGCUUUCACUGUCUGAGCAACUUCUUGAAAGAGCAGGACUUCUGCCCUGUGGACCGCCAGCGGCUGCAGUUACACCAAUGCCGUCCCUCUAGUCUGCUGGUCAGGAACCUGCUGGACAAGCUGACUGUGAUGUGCCCCCACAAUGCAGAGUGUCAGCAGCUGAUGCAGCGCUGUGAACUGCAGCCUCACCUGCACAACAGAUGUCCUGUUUUUAGAAAACUGAGGGAGGAAGCAGAGAAGAGGAAGAGGCCCUCGUGGAAUGAGCUAAAGGGACGUAAGGGUGACGGGGAGUCGUCUGGUGAUGCUAAACAUUCAGUAACUCUGUCCCGAAAUCCCCCCCGAGAUCAGCCUGAGCCUGGGUUGAUUAAUCCUGCCUAUGAAGAAAGUGAGGAUGACAACACCCCCCUCCGGUCUAGUCUAGUGGCUGAGGCCAGUGUGGUGGAGCUGUUCAGAGAGGAGCCGGAGGAGGAGCUGGGCCUUCGCAUCGUGGGGGGGAAAGACACACCGCUGGGGAACAUAGUCAUCCAGGAGAUUAUCAGGGACUCGCUAGCAGCUCGUGAUGGCAGACUGGCUCCAGGGGACCAUAUCUUAGAGGUGAAUGAUGUCAGUUUGGCUUCAGUCCCCCACGCCCGGGCCAUCGCAGUGCUGCGGCAGCGUUCCCUCCUCAGGCUCACUGUUAUGCAAGAGAAAGGAUUCAAAUCAAGGGAUCCACGGUCUGAUCAUCACCCUUCUUCUUGCACCACUUCCACUGCCUCCCAGCCCUCUCACAGUCCCCAUGGCAACGCUACCUCCAAUCACAACCCUGGCACAGUCCUGCAGGUGACGCUAAUGAAGAGUCAGCGCACCGAACCGCUCGGCAUCAAACUCAUACGCAAAUCGGAUGAGAGUGGAGUUUUCAUCCUGGACCUGCUGUCUGGUGGUUUGGCAGCCAAAGACGGAAAACUGAGGAACAAUGACAAGGUGUUGGCCAUCAACGGACAUGACCUGAGGCAUGGUACACCUGAGAGCGCUGCCCAGAUCAUACAGGGGAGUGAGGUGCGUGUGAACUUUGUGGUGAUGAGACCUGCAGAGACUCAGGAGGAAGGAGGAAGCAGCAGAGAGGGACAACACAGCAGAGCAGCCAGGAGACCUGAGCUGCAGUACUUCAGGCGCCAGUCCACUUACAUGAAGGAUCCUCCAGGUGGGUUUUCCAGCCAGGAGAAAACUGUGAGCUUAAAGAAGGAGCCUCGGCUUUCCCUGGGCAUCACCAUUGCCGGGGGGAGGGACUGUCGCAGCCGCCUGCCCGUUUACAUCACGAGUGUGCAGCCUGUCGGCUGUCUGCACCGAGAUGGCACCAUCAAAAGAGGUGACAUUUUGCUAAGCAUCAACGGUGUUGAUCUGACCCAGCUGAACUACAAUGAGGCAGUUUCUGUGCUGAAGGCUCAGACAGCUCAGUCCCAGGUGGUGCUCCGUGUCAUCCAGACCCUCUCUGAGGACUUGGAGGAGGAUGCCGAGGAUGCCAGCAAGGACGAACUGGACCCUGUGGACGACCCACGAGACGACACCCUCAACUGGACACCACUGUGGACUCGCUGGCUGGGAUUACCAAGUCACAUGCACUGGUGCCGGGACAUCGUCCUGCAGAAGACCAACAAUGAUAGCUGGGGCUUCAGUAUCGUCGGGGGCUAUGAGGAGAGCCAUGGCCAGCAGCCCUUCUUCAUCAAAACCAUUGUGCCUGGUACACCUGCUCACUUUGACGGACGCCUCAAGUGCGGUGAUGAGAUAGUGGCGGUGAACGGAGCCACAACAGUGGGGAUGAACAACUCUUCACUCAUCCCCAUGCUGAAGCUGCAGAAGAAUAAAGUCACACUGACUGUGGUGUCCUGGCCUGGGAGCCUUGUGUAGCAAAACACACGUCCCAAUUCGCUCUUUUUUUUUAGUUGUUCACAUGUACACACAGAUCUUUGCCCUGUUCUGCUGCAUUCUGGACUGGGUCACCCACUGUCCCUUCUAUAUGUAACUCACUGUCAGAUUACAUUCUUGUUAAGUCUUUUGAUCCGUUAUGUAAUACAGAACGUGUGUGCUUAAGAACCAUCAUGUGUACAAUGGAAAUGACUUCCCCCAAGCAUAGCCUCAGCAGGUUCCUGUUUGUUUCAAUGCACUCUCACACUCAAAGAACAGAUGGUUGCACGAAAUGGGUUUAAUCAGGGAGCAAAAAUGAUGACAAUCAGUGAAUUGUAUCCAAAGGACAAACUGGAAGGAUAGUUGUUGUUUUUUAAACAUCUUUUUGAUUCUUUUCUGAAUACUUUAUGUAUUUAUCCUGUUAAAUAAUGUUAUCAUUUGGUAGUUGUGACUUGAUUCAAGUGAUUCACAUAAACAGCAUCCAAAGAUGAAAUGUAGUGCUUACAAUAUAUGUAGACAGUUGUGAUGAAGAAUUAUAGAUGACUACAUGUAAUAAAGUGGCUGCUGAGAGUAUAGGCCGAUGACAAAGACGGAAUCAUCCUGUCCUGUACCUUUUUGUCCUGCUAGUGUGAUUUUAUCAACUUUAUUUACAUUGCACUUUCAAAACGUACAACAAAGUGACGUUACUAAUAAAAUCAACAGCUACAUUGUAUUAUAAAAAAAGAGAUUUUGGUCUGACACUUUCAUGCUGACACAGGUUCAGUUUAAAGGGGCUUAAAGAGUCUGAAAUAUCUGAGGUCCAGUCCUAUCUAAGCCAUAAAAGUAAUAAGUAAAAUCUUACACACUCCUAAACUUAACAGGAAACCUGCAUAGACCAUUUUAUCAGAAUUGUAUUGGUAGGAAACAGCUUGGGUCCAGGUUUAUUUCCUGUUAACUCUUGAUAUUAGCAAAUGCUGCAAAAGGAAAUAAGCUUGGACACAUUUAUGUUGUUUAAAACUGUGAGCUAUAAUAUAGAAGCAAAUAAUUAUGUGAUGAAUGUUUGGUCUUAAUCAGAAGUGUUGUUAAUCUAUAAAUAAGACAUUCAGCAGCUUUUGAUUUAUUAAUUGAUACAUGUCCAUUGACCCCAGUGCUCUGUAUUUAUUUUCAAAUGAUACAGUGGCUCAUACCAAAUGACUUUGAUAAGUGGGUGCCCUGUAGACAUUGAAGGACAAACCAGAAUGUAUACUUGCCUUAAAUUUCCACUGUACCAAAAUGUGUUUCCCUUCAUUUUUUCCUCUCAUUAUAAACUGUUUAUAGGAAUUUCAGAGAAUGGCCUUGUUCAAAUAAAUGUGUUACCUCGUUCUUUUUGUGUCAACACAUUCCCAGUGGCCUUUCUUGUAUCUUAAUUGAUACAAGACUUGAAUAAGAGAUAUAUAUACUUAUAUAUACACAGUAGGUAGUGUGUGUAUUAGCCUGUUCACUGUUUUAUUAUGUUCAAUAAAAUCAUAACAAAUCA
Siniperca chuatsi (mandarin fish) is the source of this 4068-nucleotide messenger RNA. It is a transcript of the gene lnx2b, whose product is annotated as ligand of numb-protein X 2b. The transcript is spliced from 10 exons. Lineage: Eukaryota; Metazoa; Chordata; Actinopteri; Centrarchiformes; Sinipercidae. The record is from RefSeq and is a predicted model, not a curated record. Gene Ontology annotation, molecular function: metal ion binding; ubiquitin-protein transferase activity; protein binding. Bases 486 to 2576 code for a protein of 696 amino acids.